Molecule: messenger RNA, 2930 nt
Organism: Morus notabilis
Lineage: Eukaryota; Viridiplantae; Streptophyta; Magnoliopsida; Rosales; Moraceae
Exons: 12
Coding region: 353-2746 (797 amino acids)
Source: RefSeq, a predicted model, not a curated record
GAGAGACAGACUGACCGCGACGGAGGGAGGGAGGAGGGGGUGAAAACGGAGAAGUGAGAAAGUGAGAAAGAAAGCCAGCCGGAGGUCAUCAAAGUAAGGGGUUUGUCUUUCUUCUGCAAAGAAUUACUCUUUUUCGUUGUCAAAUGAAUAUGAAUUACGAAUUCAUAAUGCCGACCUAAACCCUCAAAGAGUUAAUUCACCUGUUGCAAAUUUGCAAAUGCUUCAAUCAGACAAUCAAUCAAUCAAGGAAUAAGAGAAGACACACACACACACACGCACUCAUUGAUCGUUGAAUUAUUCAACUUUGAACUGUGAACCGUGAUCAUCAUCGAAUUUACGGGGGAAGGACGGAAUGAGCGGCGCACCUAAAAGAUCUCAUGAAGAGAGUACUCACUCUUCUUCUUCUUCCAAAUAUCCUCCUCACGAAGAUUCACCUUCAUUCUCUAAGCUCUCUGUCGACUACAUUCCCCCUUAUGAGGUGGGCACCCCCGACGCUCGUUUGCCCAAGAUUCCCCGCACCGAUGUCGUCCUUAUCGACAGGAAAAUCCUUCCCCCAGCAAUGUUCCACCGAUUGCCUACCGAUUCUCACCUAGAUACCGUUCCUCUUGCUUCUUCUGCUUCUGCUUCUGAGGAGCCCAAGGAUCACCACCGCCUCGAGAACCGGGAUGCUAGGGAGUUGUAUGGCGAUUCAAGGAGGGAUUCUCAAAAUGCCAAGGGCGGAGAAAAGGAUUCAAGACAUGAUAGUGGUAGUAGUAGAGGGGAAGACAAUAAGGACAUGAAGUACGAUAGGGACAGUUAUAAUGAUGCAAAGAGUGAAGUUAAGAAUGAUAAGGAUGGUUAUGGUGUUCCGACUAGUAGUCACUUGAACUGGAAAGAUUCAAAGGAAUAUAACAGGGGAAAGAGAUAUUCUGAUGCCCCUCCGGGAAGUAUGGAUGCCUGGAUUUCGCGUGGCAGCUCUCAAGGCCAUGCCGAGGCUGGGAAGGAGCCUUCAACGGUUGAGGAGAGGGAUCUUGUUGAAGCACACGAGGCUGUUGGAGAAAACAAGUUUGAUUUGAAAGGAGAAGACAAAUUCAAAGACAAGGAUAGGAAAAGGAAAGAUGUGAAACACCGGGAUUGGGGUGAAAGGGAGAAGGAAAGGGUUGAUCGUAGGAGCAACGUGCAAGUUGCUGAUGGCAAAGAAUUGACCAAGGAAGAAAGAGACGUGGAGAGGUGGGAAAGGGAGAGGAAGGAUCCCGUGAAAGAUAAGGAAAGAGUAAAAGAGAGGGAAAAGGAUCAUACCAGGAGAGAGUCGUGGAAUGGAGCUGACAAAGAGAGUAAUGAGAAAGAUUUGGGGGAUGGAUCAAACAGAUUGCAAGAGCAAGAGAAUGUGAUAUCUGAUAAUAAGAAGCAGAAAGAAUCCGAGAGCUGGAAAACUGUUGAUAAGGAAUCGAGAGACAGAAGGAAAGAACGGGAUGUCGACGGAGACGGAGAUAGGACUGAAAAGUGCAGCCGGGCAUUUGAGAAGGAAUCGGAUGAUGGUUGUGCAGCGGAUGCUGAAGGGGGUAUGGAGCGGGAAAGGGAAGUUUAUAAUUACAGUGUUCAACAGCGUAAGAGGAUGCAACGGUCUAGGGGUAGCCCUCAAGUGGUCAACCGUGAGCCCCGAUUUAGGACUCGUACUCAAGAAAAUGAAGGAUCUCAAGUUUCAGGAAAAGCUGAAGUGUCCUCUGUUGUCUAUAAAGUCGGUGAAUGCAUGCAAGAGUUGAUAAAGUUGUGGAAGGAGUAUGAAGCAUCACAGGCUGAAAAGAACAGUGAAAGCUCAAGUAGCGGGCCCACUCUUGAAAUUCGAAUACCGGCAGAGCAUGUUACUGCCACAAAUCGCCAAGUGAGAGGUGGCCAGCUAUGGGGGACAGAUAUAUACACAGACGAUUCAGAUCUUGUUGCAGUUCUCAUGCAUACAGGCUACUGCCGACCUACGGCCUCUCCUCCUCCUCCUGCUAUACAGGAGUUACGUGCUACUAUCCGUGUGUUACCUCCACAAGAUUGUUAUAUUUCUACGCUGAGAAACAAUGUCCGUUCACGUGCCUGGGGGGCUGCAAUUGGCUGUAGUUACCGUGUUGAACGAUGCUGCAUCAUGAAGAAAGGCGGCGGAACCAUUGACCUGGAGCCUUGUCUUACACAUACAUCCACAGUGGAGCCUACACUUGCUCCUGUGGCUGUAGAGCGGACUAUGACUACAAGGGCUGCAGCUUCGAACGCCUUAAGGCAACAGAGAUUUGUACGAGAAGUUACGAUACAAUACAACCUAUGCAAUGAACCUUGGAUUAAGUACAGUAUAAGCAUAGUUGCUGACAAAGGUCUGAAGAAACCCCUGUAUACAUCAGCGCGUUUAAAGAAGGGAGAAGUGUUGUACUUGGAGACGCAUUCAUGCAGGUAUGAGCUCUGUUUUAGUGGAGAAAAGGUGCUGAAAGCUAUUCAGCAAUCAUCCCAUGCACAUGAAUCGGAGGUAGAGAAAUUGCAAAAUCAUCAUUCACAUUCUGCGAACGGCGAGUGCGAGAAUGUUGUGGUUGAUGGAUUCCGAUGGUCUCGUUGUAAGACGCCUCUUCCCCAGAAAGUGAUGCGUUCGGUUGGGAUACCGCUGCCCCUUGAACAUGUGGAGGUGUUGGAGGAGAAUCUUGAGUGGGAAGAUGUUCAGUGGUCGCAAACUGGCGUUUGGAUUGCUGGGAAGGAAUACAUUCUUGCUCGGGUGCAUUUUCUUUCCAUGAAUUAAUAAUUACUUUUAAACUAUUUUCUCCUUUUUUCCCCCUCAUAUUUUGUUUAUCCUACACAUGCAUGUAUCCGGAUUUGAUGUAAGGAAUAAACCAACGCAAUUUAGAUUAAUGUAUUUUCCCAUUUUCAUUAUUUGAUUAGAUGAACUUUAUACAGACAAGUAAACAAAAUUUUAGAUUAUUUUC